This is a messenger RNA of Ficedula albicollis (Collared flycatcher), 5605 nucleotides long. It is a transcript of the gene MAB21L3, whose product is annotated as mab-21 like 3. Lineage: Eukaryota; Metazoa; Chordata; Aves; Passeriformes; Muscicapidae. Bases 133 to 1224 code for a protein of 363 amino acids. The record is from RefSeq and is a predicted model, not a curated record. The transcript has 9 exons.
UUCCCAUGGUGCUGAUUAGUCAGGUCUCAGCAGAAUCCCAAACAUACCUCACCUACCUGGGGAGCUCAGAAGUGAUAGAGGCAGGUGAACGAGUGAAUUCACACUUUAAAGAGCAGCAAAGACCAUCUUGCCAUGAAACCAUUCACAGAUGAAGAUGUAGAAAUCUACAUCCAGAGCAAGGUGGAACGGCGGCAUUACCUAGUUUCCAAAGCAGUGGAAGAGGUGCAGAAAAUUAUCCAGCAGCUGACUGCAGAAAUCAGCUACAAGGCUGUGCGAUUCCAGGCUAUCUCCAACUCUGGCAUUCACAAUGAGAACAUUAAGGUCUUAGCACCCAGCCAUUUCCUCAUCACAGUUCCUCUGCGUGGCCUGACCGGUUACAGGGAAGCCCAGGUGCGGCACUGGCGCUAUUACACCGUGAAUGGAGCCAAGCUCCUUUCCUCCGUGCGGGACCCUGAGGAAUUGCAUCAGUGGCUGGAGGUGGAGCAGUUUUCAAAAAGCCUUCAGCAGUGGCAUGAAGAGGAUGUGAACAUCGAAGGUGAUCUGGUUCCAGCCAAAGUCCUUGUUGUCUUCCGGGAGCUGGUGGAGAAGUCAAUUGUCUCCUGUAACCUUUCCAGUAAAGUGGCAGUGCUGGAGAGCUUCAGCUCAGUGGUCCGUGUGGCUGUGGAGACAUCAGAAUCCCAGGUAGAGGUGGAGCUGGUCCCUGCUGUGGAGAUUCCAACUUGCUGGCCCGAGAAAGCCCGGUGGCCUCGUUGCCUUAAGCGUUGGCCUUCUCAGGAAAAAGUGCAAUGCAUCAAGUCGCUGGGUUUUGACCUCCUGGCCCGCUCUAAUUAUCACUGGCAGCUGUGCUUCUCCCGUGCUGAGCACAUCCUCAUGGAGGGACUUGAUGAAGAUGGUGGUUGUCGCAUGAAGUGCUUCAGGGUCAUGAGGCAGAUGAAGGAAGAUGUCUGGUGUGCUGGAAAUAAGCCUGUCAUCACAGCUUAUCACCUUCAGACAGUGCUAUUCUGGACGUGUGAAAAAUACCCACGCACCAAAGAUUGGCGCUGCUUCCCUGAAGCCUUUCUGAGGCUGGUACAGAAGCUGCACAAGUGUGUAAGCCAGCACUUCCUCAAGCAUUACUUUCUCAAGAACACCAAUCUGCUCAAAUAUGCCAACACCAGUGACCUGGACAUGGUGGCCAGCAAGCUCGCAGUCUUCUUGGAGAAACCUGUUUUCUGCCUGGACUAAGGCAGGCAAAGGUCUUGCCCCAACCCCGUAUUGAUCCCCCAGCUUCUCUCCCCACCUGUGGUUGCUGUCCGUGUCCUUCCAGUAGAUGUUGCAGCUGGCUCUGCGAGACAGUUGGCACAUGUAGUGCGAAGGAUAAGUGUCGAGCUGGCAGCAGUGGGCGGUGAAAACUGAUAGGAGGCAUCACUGGAUACCCGGCUGAUCUAAUUUGCUUUCAACGGUGACAGGCUGCCUGGAAGCUACAGCUAGUGAAACGCAACUUUCUGUGUCAGUCAGAGCAGGCAACUGCCUUGUUCUGUGUCCCCGGUCUUGUGGCACCUAAGCUGAAAGACAGCGCAAAGGAGUUUUUGCUGCCUCUGUAACCUAGUACAUGUAUUGCUGCUGCAGUCGCCUUUCUCACAAGGAUGUUAUCCCUGCAAUAUCCUCAAAAGUAUCUUCAGACCUCUCCCUGGCCUGAGCAAAACAUGAAUCAAGCCCACAUCAGCCCAUCUCGAGAACCUGCAUGAACUGGGUAAAACUUCAUCUGGAUUUAGCAGGAUUUUUAAGGCCAUGGCUGCAGCAAAUGCUCUCCUCCUAGCUGCAGUGGCCAGAGAGAUCAUCCAGCCUGGCCAGAAGAAGCAUCACCACAUCAGCAGAGCCAUGGCCAAACAGAUGCUGGAGCGUGAGGUGUAUCUGCACCAGGAGUUGAUUAAUUUGCUGCAGGAGAUUGAGAGGAGCAAGAAUGCAGAGGAAACCUGGCUCUUUUCUGGAUGGCUGUUUUGGACCGCUGCAGUUGCCCUGGUCCUGCUUGCUGUCAUCUGCUGGCUGGCCAGGCGAAGAAGGAAGCGUCAGGCAUCUCCUCAAUCACUUAGAGUCUUCUGUCCUGAUCUCCCAGAAGACAUUGCUGAGAUUGAAAUUGGAUUAAGUGUUAAUGACCACAAUCGCACAAGGCGCAACAACUUGACCUUGGAUUUGCCCAAUUCUUAAGUUUGCCCAGGUUGUCUGGAUGGCAUCCCUUGCUUCCAUUGUGUCAAUUGCUUCAUUAGGGUUUCUUUGGUUCCAUAUAGGACUAAAAGAGUCAUAUUAAAAUUUGGAAAAGCAAGCACUGCUGUGUUUGUUUUGGCCCUGUAUUCAAAGCAGGACUUGCGUUGGUAACUUCUGCUGCAGUAGUUUUCCAUUGAGGCUGGGUAUUUUCCAGAAAGUGAGACAGAAAUGUUGACAGCUUCCAGGAGCCUCCGUAGUCAUCAGCUGGUACAGCUGACUCAUCCUGUGCCUGCCUCUGUGCUCUUCCUGUCUCCCUGCCCCUGCAUCUCCCUGCACACUGCCAGCACUGCUGGUGCUCCAGGGUGGCUCUGACCACUUGUGUGGCAUGUGACAUACAAGAAGCAAGAGCCAACCUGUUCCAUCCCUCCUCCCAGCUAUAUCUCCAGAAACCUUGCCAGUCCCUCCUCUUCUAGGUUUCUCACCUGACCUCUCUGCUUCUUGUAAUUUGGUCCAUCAGGGUCCUCUGCACUCUUCAAAGCCCACAGCCCACAGUUCCCCUGCCCUUUGCAAACUCUUUUGGAAAGUCUCAACAUGCCCUUGCUGCAGCAUCCUCCCCCCCUGCACUACUACACCUGUGGGCACAGCACAGAAGCUCCUCUUGCAGAUGGCAGUUCUUCUGGUGUGUGGUGGCCAAAAUGUAGGGGUCUAAUUUUUAAGCAAGGCUCUGAGCAGGUAUUUCCAAGCUAUGUCAUGCAGGGCCAGCUGCCCUUUCCCUGAGGGAGGGGUGUAAUGUUACUCCUAUUUUGAACAGCCUUAGUUGCAUAACCUGCAUUUUUCUGAAAUUGGAGGAUUUUUGCCUUGAGUCUGCCUUUUCCAACUGCCUUGCAGCCCUCCCCUUUUGCCUGAGCUCUGACGUGCAUCUGUGCCUCCUACCCUUUACCCCCAAUAGCCCAAGAGGCAGCUUCCUUGGUUCAUACUCGUCCUUUUUUGUCUUGGAGGAUGAAGGAGAGCUUCUCUUCCACCUUCAGCUUGGUGGCUUGCAGGCACUUGGUCAUUAUCAUAGUAAGCAGGCUUAUCUGAGGAUCUUUUCCAUGAGAGCAAUGCAAAGGCAACAAGAAGCUGGGUUGUCCCCCAGGCCUUUUCCAAUAGCCUUUUCACUCCCCCCACUUUCCCCGUUCCUCCUCCUCUUCCCUGUCCAUUGUCUUGGCUCUCAGCCAGUGUAAUUCCAGCCAACUUGGGUGCACGGGACUUGGAUGCACAUGCCUGUCCUGUUUACCAGGAUAAAAAGGGCCAGUGGAGGGAGAUGCAAGCUGAGACGCAGGCAGGUGCUGGAAGGCAGACACAGGGAGGGGCACACAAUCGUAACUGAGCAGAAAAACACAGAUGGAUGUGGAUGUGAAGGCAGCCCCAGGCAACCUGAGACUGCAAGAUACGCAGACAGAGCUGCAUGUGCACUGGCACAUGCCAAGGAGGAGACGGAUCAGCAGGCGAGCAGAGAAUUACAAGGCAAGUAAUGAAGGACCAGGACAGGAGGAGUUGCAGAGGCCUAUGGUGAGGGGAAACAGCAGGAGCUGCUGUGCAGGGCACGUGCCCUGGUGUGUGCCACAGCCCCUCUUCCCAGGAGAAGGGGUAAGCAGCUGGAUGAGUUUGGCCUUCUCUCUCCUCUCUGGCUGGAUCCAGACCAUAGACAGCAGUUGCUUUUAGUGCUGGGACCCCACCUGGAGCAGUUGCCCUCAUUUAUAGACAGUUUCCUGCCUCACAGACUUGUAGGGAAAAUUACAGUGAAGGAAGUUUCUUGAAUGUUGAAUGCUGACCUGCACAAGGCCAAACCAAACAGCCCAGAAAUGUGGGCUCAUUAAUACUACCGUGCAUAAUGAGCAGAGAAAGUAAAAUCCUUUCUUAGUCAGGAAAUUUUGAGACUAUUUCCUGAUUGGAAUACUUACUUGUCAGCUCCAGCCUCUUGCUAUGGACUUGACAUGAAUAAUCCUUUUCCUGUUGCCUCCUUGAUCUCCCUGACCUGUAUCCCCUCCCUCCACCAAGGAGAACAAUAAAGUCCCAGUCUCCAACAAGACUUGCAGUCUCCUUGCAGCAGGAGCUGCAGACCAUGUGAGAGGUGAAAGGGGGGCUGCCCAGAGGCGUCCUGCCCAGAGCCUGCCUCACCACCUCCUCCCUCCUCUUGCUGCUCACUCUUGCUGCUCCUCUUGCUUCCCACUGCAGAUGGGAAACCAAAUCCCUGUCACUCACUCUGAGCCACCAGAGUCUGCUGCAGGUCACUUCCUGAAGACAAUGGCUUUAUUCCUUGGACCACUGGAUGGCUUUUGGCAUGGGAGCCAAAUCAGUGAAUGGAAAUCUCCUCCCUGCAAGCUGCAGUGACAUCCUGCUAUUGUUGGCACCCCUUGGCAGGUUUGUUCAGCUGCUUUGUACCAGUUGACAUCUCCGGGCUUUCAUCAGUGCGUCAUCAUCACCCUAAGGCACAUGGGCUUCCUGACCUAGUGCCCAAGGAAAGCCCUCUUCUCCUGUUUAUAGUCAGGAUGCAAAAGUGAAGGAAGUUGAAAUGCUACUCAGGAAUCCACUCCAGGCUUUAAUCACCGCUGUCACUGCUAGAAGACGUGGGGAAUGUUGAAAAAUAAUAACCAUGCUGUGUAAUAGGAUGCAGAUGUUCAGGCUGUGAUCUGUGCAGACACUGUGACCUCCUGGCUACUGGAAGACAAGCCCUAAUCAAAACUCUGGAACUGGAAAAAAAAAAAAUUCCUACAGGCUUCCAAGAAAUCUGGAAGACCUUUGUGUGUGAUCAGUAGAUGAAUAAUAGCUCUGAACCCAACUUUGGUUAGGCUAGGUCAGAUCUUUCUGUUGACAGCACAAGAGAGCAGCAUAGGGCACACAGGGUUAUCUGUGUCUGGAGCUGGUUUGGAAAGGCCCUUGCCAGACAAGAAAAUUAAAAUGACGAGUGUCUUGUAAGCUGUAGGCUAUUAAGGUACAUAUACACAUGUAUGCAUACAAUAUGCAUGCAUUCAUACCUCCCUGGGGAGGACUGUGAGCUGAUGAAGUCCUUUCCUUUCUGUUCCUGGCUGGCCAUGUUUGGCCCAUGCUGCUCUUUCCCACACAGGAACUUGUGGACACCAUUGAAGCCUCAGGCUGAAAAUUGCAAGGCUCGGAACCUUUUUCUCUUUCUCAUGCUAGGGAAGCCUUUCCCAGGAUGCGACAGUUUUCUCAGUUCCAGCCUGAGCCUUUCCCAGGAUGAUAACAUUUGGGAAAAACAGAAAGAAAUUAAUAACAAGAUUAACACCUGGGCUUCACUGAAAAACAAUUCUUACCAUCUGUGAGAAAGUUUUGUUUUCUUCUAUUGUCGAAUGGACUGCUGUCCCGUUUGUAGUUUACAAACCACACUAUAAAAUGUGGUUUGGUCGUUUAAUAAAUCACU